Molecule: messenger RNA, 1333 nt
Organism: Eucalyptus grandis
Lineage: Eukaryota; Viridiplantae; Streptophyta; Magnoliopsida; Myrtales; Myrtaceae
Product: 1-aminocyclopropane-1-carboxylate oxidase homolog 1-like
Exons: 3
Coding region: 100-1209 (369 amino acids)
Source: RefSeq, a predicted model, not a curated record
ACGCACGUCGUCGUCGUGCCUACUCAGCAGCGCACAAUCCGGCAAUUUCGCCGCGGACUUCGCCGAUCAGCUCGUCGAAGCAGGAAAGCAAAAGCGACGAUGUCGGCGACCAGCACCGCGCUCCGGCCAGACGAAGACCGGAAGCUCUUCGACGACACGAAGCUCGGCGUCAAGGGCCUCUACGACUCCGGCGUCUCCAAGCUCCCGUCCUUCCUCACCCACGCUCGGAAGUCAUCGGCCGACGGCGUCGACCUCGCGAUCCCGACUGUCGACCUCGGAGCCGUCGUCGGCGGCGGCGGUGGCGGCGGCGGCGGCGGCGAUCUCAGGCGGCGGGUGGUGGAAGGAGUCCGGAGCGCGUGCGAGGGCUGGGGGUUGUUCCAGGUGGUGAACCACGGGAUCCCGGAGGGCGUGCUGGAGGAGAUGAUCGGAGGGGUCCGGGGGUUCCACGAGAGCGAGAGCAGGAGGGACUGGUACUCGCGCGACAAGCGGAGGAAGGUGAUGUACUUCUCGAAUUUCACUCUGUUCAACAUCGCGGCGGCGGACUGGAGGGAUACUCUGAUCUGCGAGAUGGCGCCGAGCCCGCCGGAGCCUCAGGAAUUGCCCGAAUUGUGUAGGGACAUUGUGAUCGAAUUCUCCAAACGAGUGCACGACUUGGGCUUCACGUUGCUGGAGCUGCUAUCAGAGGCACUUGAUCUGAAGCCGAACCACCUGAAGGACAUGCAUUGCGGCGAGGGACUACUCCUCUUGUGCCAGUACUAUCCACCGUGUCCCGAGCCAGAGCAAGCCAUGGCAUGUAACACCCACAACGACGGCGACUUCCUGACCAUACUCCUGCAGGAUCAGCUGGGCGGCCUUCAGUUCCGGCAUGAGGAUCAGUGGGUCAAUGUCCUUCCCCAGAAGGGAGCUUUGCUGGUGAACAUCGGAGACCUUAUGCAGCUGAUUUCGAAUGACAAGUUCAAGAGCGCGAGCCACCGGGUGCUGGCUAAAGCCGCAGGCCCGAGGGUCUCGAUCGCGAGCUUCUUCAGGACGAAUUUCGGAAUCGAGCAGGCCACGAAGCUCUACGGACCCAUCGAAGAGCUAGUGUCUGAAGAGAACCCGCCGCUCUACCGGGAGACCACGGCGCCAGGUUAUCUCUCGUCCUACCACGCCAAGGUCUGCCAGGAAAACAGGCUCGACGCCAUCUCUCCGCUAGCAAGCUUCAGGUUGUGAAUUUGCAUUUGGUAUUUUCCCCGACAAACAUCUUGUAUUGGGUUGACGUCACGUGUCUUCGUAUAAGCAUCCUUUCGUAAUCUUUGACAGGUCGAGUUUAGAUCACUGAAAGAGUUAUUAAUCA